CUGGUAUUAUCACACCUGUCCGCCAGGUGGUGUUAGAAGUCCCCCGUGUCUCAACUCUUUGAUCCUCUACCGGGGUAGAAAACUUUCAAAAUGGCAUCGAGUGUAACGCAGGUGUCUGCAUACUCGGCGACAAGUUCCUUUUACCCGAGUACCGUCGGAGAAGGUUCCCACAUCCACAAAGAAACUUUCGAGGACAGGAUCAAGCAAUGGCGACAAUGGCUGGCGGGGUCGGAUAUCGAUGGACGACUUUUUAUUAUGGGUCGCGCAGUGCGUGACUGGGUGUUUCUCAUAAUUGGAUACACAAUAUUCUACGCUUCUCUUAUUGUUAUGGGAGUUGCAUUCAUGGCUGUAUUCUACUGGGUAAUUGACUGGAACUACCCACGAGUUCAGCUUCCAAACUCCAUUCUGCAAACUCCUGGGCUAAGCUUCAGGCCUCAGCCCAACAUUGGAAGCACACUGGUCUAUUUGUUGAAGGGAGAUGGCGCCACCUAUAUCCAUCAUCUUGAUCACAUUGAUGCAUAUUUGAGAUACUAUGAAAACGAGAAACAGCAGGGUGAAAACUAUAUCGACUGCAGUGAGAUACGAGGUAGAAGAACAAAGGAUUUCAACAAAGUCUGCCGUUUUGAUAUUAUUGACCUGGGACCUAACUGCGUCAAACAACAGAAUUAUGGGUUUGAUGAUGGCUUGCCGUGCGUUUUGGUUAAGAUUAACAAGGUAUUCGGGUGGAUGCCAGAGGAAUACACAAAUGAAACAGUUCCAGAGGCUAUUCAGGAUUUGUGGAAUCAGUGGUGGAUAACUAUAACUUGUGAAGGAGAGACUGCGACGGACAAAGAAAAUGUAGGGGAGAUUGUCUAUUUCCCAUCCAAUGGUUUCCAUUUCAAGUACUUUCCAUUCCGCAACCAGCAAGGCUACAGGUCACCGCUGGUUUUUGUUCGCUUCAAUGGACCCCAUCCAGGCAUCCUUCUCAUGAUUCAGUGCAAGGUCUGGGCACACAACAUAGCUCACGACCUUCAUGAGCAAACAGGCGUGCUUCAUUUUGAACUGUUGGUUGACUGAGUGGUGAUUGCCUAACACUUGUUGAUCCACCUGUUUCUGGAUCAGACUUUCAUACAACUGAGAGUUAAAUAUUAGUGCACUUAGAGUUCUUAAAAAGAUUUGUACAGGAUAAUAGUCACCCCAGCAGACAUACUGGCUAGCAAUUAUAUGGUGCGAAGCCAGUCAGGACUUUACUGCAAGCAUUCCAUUACAGGGAAGGAUAUUUUUAGAGAUGAAUAAUGUGGAGUUGAAAGUUGACAGAGACCAUAAGGUUGAAAAAGGAAGGUAAGAUCUUCAGCAGCUCUUGUUGGUUCAUGAAGAUGCCUUUAUUUGUAUAUGUGCUCCUUGAAAUAAUUUUUUUCAACAGUUUCAAUCUCUUUACAUUUUAAAAUGUCAGUUUUUCAUUAAACUCUAACAUAUAUUAAUACUUUCUUUUUUAACUGAAGCAGAGCGGAUAAAGGAAACAUGAGUAUACAAAUGAAUAUUUUUAAUUAAACCUGGCUACAACAUGUGUACACUCUCUCUGACUUGCUCCUAUGUGCACACGUGCACCCCUACAGUUGCCACGAUAUAGUCUUAGUUGCUGGCACGGUGUUAAACACAUACAAACAAGCACCCACAGAUAUGAAGCUGCUGCAUGAGAAUCAAGUUUAAGUAUGUUUGUGUGUUAUUCUUAGUAUACAUUAACACAAUACUAUUGACAAGGAGGAUAUAUGUAUCCAUAUCACGUCUUUGAUAAAAGUAGAUAAAUGAAUGGGUGUGCUUGGUAUGGACUGCAGUUUGACUCAGUGUAUGCAUCAUCCACUUAGUUCUGUCUUGAAUUAAAGCUAAAUCUGGUCUCUGCCAAGACUAGCAUCACUAAAGAGAAAUAUAAAUCUAGCAAAAUAUUCUAGGUCAUAAUAUUGCCCAUUCAUAUGAUACUUAUGCUGCAUUGUGUGUUAUAAAUAAUAGUUACUUUUCUGUAACUUUUUGUUUCAUACUCUUCAUUGGAUUGAUAUUUCAGACAUAACAUUCUUGACAGCGUGUUUUCAAAUAAUCUUGUACAGGACCAAAAGGAUGAUGUUAUACAAAAUAAAGUGCUCUAUUUUCUACAAUGUAUACGUUAUAAUGUACAUAAGAAAUAAAACUUUUAUACAAGAAA
This is a messenger RNA of Pomacea canaliculata, 2176 nucleotides long. RefSeq names its product sodium/potassium-transporting ATPase subunit beta-2-like. Bases 91 to 1056 code for a protein of 321 amino acids. Gene Ontology annotation, biological process: intracellular potassium ion homeostasis; sodium ion export across plasma membrane; intracellular sodium ion homeostasis. Gene Ontology annotation, molecular function: ATPase activator activity. NCBI's taxonomy places the organism in Eukaryota, Metazoa, Mollusca, Gastropoda, Architaenioglossa, Ampullariidae. The transcript is spliced from 5 exons. The record is from RefSeq and is a predicted model, not a curated record. Gene Ontology annotation, cellular component: sodium:potassium-exchanging ATPase complex.